AACCAUAGGAGCGCUCCAUCCCAAUUUCCUUCGCUGCCUUGGUAAUAAUGUUCCUACUAUAAAAAGUAAGAAUUUCUUACGCUCAAGGGUCGCUAACAGUGCAAGCAAUAAAAUAUUGGUUUCCACUCAAGAAACUUUGAUAAAGGUGCCAAUAGUUUUUAUUGAAUAAAGCAUGGUGUUACAUUAAUAAAACAGACGAACUUUUUCAUAUAGUUAAUUAAUAAACACGAGAAAACAAUAGAUUUAAACAAUAAACAAUAAAAAUAAUCUACGCAAUAGAGCCGCUGUUAUUGUUUUGAUCUCCCAGGGGAAUUGACGUCACAAGAUAGGACACGUCGGAAGGCACGAAAAUUCAUCACGUGAACAAAUUUAUGUUAUGAUAUGGCGGAUCAAGUAAUUUGUUAUAUCAUGAAUACAAUUAUGGAUGUAUGGAAAAGAAUUUCGUUUUUAUUUCUUGACCUCACACAAAGCAAUGCCGCGACGAUAUCAUCGCCACCUUCAACCAAUUUAUGAACAUCAUCAUCAUCAUCAUCACAAGCACACAAUGAUGGAAUACCCAAUUUCACCGCGGCAAAAAAAUAUUGGAUUCGACCCCUCCCCAGUCUCUUCUCCUGAUCUGAAUUUCUCAGAAACCGGAAAUGUCGUCAAGCAUCGUCAUAGCAACAGAAAACUUCGCAAAAACUGCAAAAGCGAAGAUAUAUGCAGCGAGUGCCCCUUCGCAGCGGCAUGUCUAGACAACCCACUCAAAAUAAACGGCAUGAUGGAAAAGGUUAGCCAAAACGAGGUUUUUGAAUGGCAGAAGGACUGGGUCGAGCUUAUUCGCGCCAAUAUUAUUACAAACGUCAGUAAAACGAAGCAAAAGAUUAACGAUUCUUUUGACGAAAUUCUCAAAGUUUUGGAAAAGCGGAGAAAGGACUUGCUACGAAAAGCCGACAUUGAGGGGAAAAAGAAGCUGAGUUUGUUGAAAUUUAAGAACGAUGCUCUGCUUGAAAUGAUGGAUGAACAGAAUCCGAUUGAAGAUGUACCGCAAAUGCCGUUCGAAAUCCCACGAAGCAACAGUCUUGAUGAUGAUAUGGACUUCAGUUCCCGUACCACCGUCGCCAGUAUCAAAGGACUGCGCGUCCUUAGAGUAGGCAACCUCCAUUUCUCCUUUGACUCAGACCUGCUAGACUCGAUAUCAAAAUUCGGAGAUAUUAGUGAAAAUCUCGCUUCCGCUCUUCAUUCAGAGGCUGUUGGGUUAGGUCUGUAUUAUGGCCUAGUCAACGAACCCGCGAGAUUCCGCAUCGUCACGCGGAACACGAGCAUGCAGAAUAGUUUCGUAAAGGAUGAUUGUAUCAAGGUGAAUGUGUGUGGUCCGGACGGACGACGCCAUCCUGCGGAAAUAGAAACAGGGGACGGGGGUUUGCAUGCCGUUACAUUCAGGCCUUUAGAGGCCGGCUGCCAUAAUAUUCAUAUUUCUGUAAACAAUCUUGAGCUCCCGGAAAGCCCCUUUUGUUGCCAUGUCUAUGAAAAGGAGAAAUUAUCUUUUGAUCAAGAACCCAUAGAAGCUUACGGUACUCAUAUAGAUGCACAGAGCCAAGAAGCAUGGACCGUACAAAAAGACGGAAUGAGUGCGCUGCUCACAAAAUGUGGCUCUGCGGGGGCGCUUAUCCACGCUGUGCAGCAAUUUGCGGAGAAGAAGCAUGCAUGGAAAGUGAAAUUUACAAGCGCCUGCCCAAUGGUUCGUAUUUGCCUCGGCGUAUCAUCACGGACAAAUAUAAUUGAUGUCGAUAUAGAGCACACAUGUGACUUCAAUUUAGGCAUAACAAAAUACGGACCAGCGACUGACAGACGGAGUAGCCGGAGACCUAAGCGUAGGUCUUCUAUUUACAUGCGAGAAUCAAGGACGUAUAUGGUGCUCUUGGAUCUGAAGAAUAAUCGAUUGACUAUUGUUUGUUGUGAGACAGAGGAAGGAAAGCAUCUAUCGAUUCCAGGUGAACGUGAAGCAUUGUACCCUUGUGUUUUUAUGACGCAUGAAUGCAAGAACGAGGCCUGUCCAAGGCCGGUUGUUACUUUUAUGUGACCGGUUUGAAGAAACCAUAUUGCAGUUUGUUAUUUGUCAAACUUUUAUAAGAAUGUAUCUCUUUAUUGUGUAAAUUUUUGGAUUGCAAUGUGAUCAAUUUUCGUUAUUAUUGAAUAAAAGGAUUAGUUACAAUGUAAUGUUUGAGGCUAGAAGAAAAGGACCUUACCCCCGUGACUCUUACUCCUUACAGCUGAACCCCCUGUCAUAAACAAAGUAUAUGUUUCAUCUGGCGAUAUAUGAUGAAUUGAAACACUAGACUUUAUCAUCCCGAUAUGACUUUUUGUUUUCCCCUCGCUACAAAAACAAAAAGCAUGUAUUUUUCCAUUUAAUAGGGUUUCUAAAAAACAUUUUAGAUCUUCUUCUCGUCGCAAAAGGCUGUUGAAUCCAAUCUGUUUAGGUAAACGAAUAUUUGCAUGUUUCAUGUGACACGUGACAAUGACCAGGCCUAAACGGAUUUCGAUUUUGAAAUGAAAUAAACAGUUCAUUCUUAAUUUCACUGCCCCAAAAGCAGGCGGUUGCUGGCCAUGUUAAUGCCGAAAAGUAGCCAGUUCCUUCCCUUUCUAUCGUUUUUGGCGACAUCCCCCCUUUUUACGCGACAGCCCCCCUUGUUUUAUGAUAACACUAUACAGCUGGCCAAAAACAUUUUCCUUGUAUCUUUCCCCUCUGAUUUCCUUAUAUUUUAUUCAAAGUCGUAUUUUAAUUUGUUUUGUAUUUAUGUUGUAUUUACUAACAUGAACAGCAUUCGAUUACUUAAAUUCUCUAGAGAAACAGAAAUAGUUAGAUUUAUCAAAGAUUUGAAUUAUCAAACGUGGCCUAAAAUGAAUUUCAGUCAACGCCCGAUUCAUUGGAGUCUCCAGAGAAAUCCAGAGUUAUUUGGAUUAUUUGAAAAAUGGGAGUUAAAAAAGGCCGAAACAGAAACAACAAUAAAGUGAAAAAUAAUUUUGUUUUUUUAGCAAAAAAUUGAAUUUUCAAGCAGAAGAAUAAUAUUAAUUUUUGCUGUACGUUUUUAAUUGAUUAGAUUCCUGAAAGGAAAAUUUGUUAGAGUUAGUUGCACGUUGCUGGAAACAAAUUUAGUAAUUUCAAUUUGAGAGGUACAUAGUGAAACCGUAACAGAUAUUAUGUUGCUUUUCUAAUUAGAGGUUUGUCGAAAUGGCUAAAUAUGAAAUUUCAUGUAUGUAAAUAUGUGAAGUUAAAGAAAUUUUCAAAAUUUUAAAAAUUUGAGCAUCAAAGGCAAGUGACAGAUACCGAAGAUAGAAAAGCUACCUUUGAAAAGAAAAAUUGUGAGUAAGUGUGAUACCACUAACACGCUCAGUGAUUGGCCAAUAUUGAUUGACAAGUGGCUUGAGAGCGUAUCUGUCGAUUGCCAUUUCCCAAAUGGCGAUUGUCGUUUCCCAAAUGGCGAUUGUCGUUUCCCAAAUGGCGAUUGUCGUUUCCCAAAUGGCGAUUGUCGUUUCCCAAAUGGCGAUUGUCGUUUCCCAAAUGGCGAUUGUCGUUUCCCAAAUGGCGAUUGUCGUUUCCCAAAUGGCGAUUGUCGUUUCCCAAAUGGCGAUUGUCGUUUCCCAAAUGGCGAUUGUCGUUUCCCAAAUGGCGAUUGUCGUUUCCCAAAUGGCGAUUGUCGUUUCCCAAAUGGCGAUUGUCGUUUCCCAAAAGCAAACAGAUGUCAAUGACGAAAUUUAACCAAAAUUUUUCUGACAAAAUUCAAAACCAAACACGCCCCUUAGGCAGUCCGAAUAUGCCACGCUUCAACAAACUGCCUUAGGUGUUACUAUUGCUGGCAACGCCCUAUUUCGCUCCCUUCACAUAAAGUCAAUUCGCAUUCAUACGACCACAGGCAACAACCGAAAUUUGAAAUUUAGCAACUUUUUUAACAAAUUUAGCACCUUUGCCGAAAUAUAACGUCGAUAUUAGCAAUUUUGGCGAAGAUUCUUAUUCUGUUUGCUGGACUUAUAGAAUAUUUACUUCGUACCAAAGAAUUGAAUGAAAGGACUUCCCUUAAGAGUCUGUUGCUGUGAAAUAUUCCAAGACCCGUUUACACGAGACCUGGAUCAAAUUGGAUGCAAAAUUAUCCAAUCUCGGUCGGAUCCAGCCAUUUACACGGGAUCCGGUCCAGGUCGGAUUCAUAUGGUGUCGCCUCUGAAGGCGGUUGUAAAAGUUUUCGGAUAGAGGAUUGAAAUGUAUCCGAUCCAGAUUAGAUCCAAACGUUGAAUUCGAUCCAGGUCGGACCCAUACAGUAUCGCCUCUGAAGGUGGUCCAAAAAAUGUGCUGACAGCGGAUCCAAAUUAAUACGGAUCAGUUCCCGUGUAAGCAAAUCCGAUCCGAGCCACUCUCAAGUACAUGGAAUCUAAAAUUUCUUUCUUCUUAGAAUCUAAACUUUAUUAAAACGAAAAAUAUCUAAUUAUGUAGUUCUUAGAUACAUUUUUUCGAUGGUAGUAAUUCGCAGUAAAUCGAAUGUGCUGUGUAGCUAGUUUGAUUGUUAUCAUGUAAUGAAACUAGAUUUGAAUUUGCAUCAAAAUGUUUUUAUAAUU
Messenger RNA from Rhopilema esculentum, 4587 nucleotides. RefSeq lists its product as uncharacterized. Lineage: Eukaryota; Metazoa; Cnidaria; Scyphozoa; Rhizostomeae; Rhizostomatidae. The record is from RefSeq and is a predicted model, not a curated record. Gene Ontology annotation, molecular function: protein binding.